Molecule: messenger RNA, 1321 nt
Organism: Belonocnema kinseyi
Lineage: Eukaryota; Metazoa; Arthropoda; Insecta; Hymenoptera; Cynipidae
Gene: eas
Product: ethanolamine kinase 1
Exons: 6
Coding region: 127-1185 (352 amino acids)
Biological process (GO): phosphatidylethanolamine biosynthetic process
Cellular component (GO): cytoplasm
Molecular function (GO): ethanolamine kinase activity
Source: RefSeq, a predicted model, not a curated record
CGUAUAGGUUAUAUAAACUUAUUUAUUAUUUAUCGUGGUUCACGCUCUUUUUUUGACAUUUGAUCACGUGUGUGUUUUUCAUGUGAUUCAUCGAAUGAUUUUUCGUGUAUUUUCUGAGAGUGAAUUAUGGACACCCUCCAUGUAGAACCUCAUAUUGAUAUCAUCAUUGAAGAGGACGAGGUUAUAAAAGGAGCGACGGAAAUUGUCAAAAUUAUCAGGCCGUCCUGGCCUGCUGAUCAGUUGUUAUUCAAGGAAUUUAAAGAUGGAAUAACAAACAAACUCGUGGGAUUAUGGUAUCCAGAUCACUACAACGAGAUGAUACUAAUUCGAGUUUAUGGGCACAAAACCGAUUUAUUCAUCGAUCGAAAAGCUGAGAUUAGAAAUAUCCGUAUUCUGAAUAAAGCAGGAUACACGCAUUCAAUUUAUGCAACAUUUAAUAACGGCCUCGCUUAUGAAUUUAUUGAAGGUGAAACUCUCACCAUCAAGACAGUUAGGAAUCCAAGUGUUUAUCAACUGGUAGCGAAGCGCAUGGCUCAAAUGCAUAGACUCAAGCCGAUUCAUCCUGAAAUGUGCCAAAAGCCUUUCAUUUGGUCCAAAACUGAAGCUUUUUUAAGCUUCGUACCGAAGGAUUUUUCCAAUCGGGAAAAACAGAUAAAAAAAUGUUUUAACCUCUAUAGAUUCGAAAAGACAGUCAAGCCCUUUGCAGUUUUGAAAGAGGAGUACAAUUUCCUGAAAGAAAAAUGUUCUCAAAGCGGAAGUCCUGUUGUUUAUGCUCACAAUGAUCUUCUGCUUGGAAAUAUUCUUUACGAUGAGAAGAAAAAUUCAGUGACCUUUAUUGACUUCGAAUACACAGCCUACAAUUACCAGGCCUUUGAUAUCGCAAAUCACUUUGCUGAGUUUGUAGGAACCGAUCAUCCAGACUAUUCUCUUUACCCAGAUAAAAAUCUACAAAAAGCGUGGCUGAAGAUUUAUUUAGAGGCUUACAAUAAAACAGAUAACAUAAUGGAGGAAGAUGUCGAUCAACUUUAUAGAGAAGUUGACGAAUUUGUUCUCCUCGCACACUUUUUUUGGGGAUGCUGGGCUCUCAUUCAAAGCGAACACUCUCACAUUGAUUUCGAUUUCUUAGAAUACGCAGCAAUGAGAUUUGACGAGUACUUCAAAAGGAAAAGCAAAUUAGGUUUCUGACCUGGGAGAUUUUCUGUGAUAUUUCAUGAUAAGAACAUUCCCAGUUAAAUUCUGUGUUGUGUGAUAUAAAUCAUACAAUGUCAAUGUCAGGUGCUGUGAGGAAGAAGAAAAAUAGUAAAAACUUGUAUUUAAAGGU